GAACCUUUCUCUCUCUUCAUACUAGCUAGCUUGGUCGUGUUUCUCUCUCCUUUACCUGAGAUAAAAAAAAAAAAAAAAAAGUGAGAAAAAGCUAUGGGCCAUAACAUCCUAAAAUCUUCUGAUUUAUUCCUUUGAUUCUCAAAUUCUGCUUAGGUUUAUUUCUUUAUAUUGAUCGAGGGUCUUUUCAAAGCUUAUCCCUUUGCUUUUUAUUUUUUUAUUUUUUUUUUUUAAUUUGAUCUUUGCUUGGGUGUGUGUAUAUGGGUGCGGUUGACUGUUAUCCAUCGCGUGAGGAUGAGAUGGCGGUGUUGUCUCUGAAUUCUCUGCCUUUAGGUUUCCGAUUCCGGCCUACGGAUGAGGAACUCAUCGAUUACUACCUGCGACAGAAGAUCAACGGAAAUGGUGACGAGGUUUGGGUUAUUCGAGAGAUUGAUGUCUGCAAGUGGGAACCCUGGGAUUUGCCUGAUUUGUCAGUGAUACGGAACAAGGAUCCAGAGUGGUUCUUCUUCUGUCCUCAGGACCGCAAGUAUCCAAAUGGGCAUCGAUUGAACCGAGCAACUACUCAUGGUUAUUGGAAGGCAACAGGGAAGGAUCGUCAAAUCAAGUCUUGUUCAAGCUUGAUUGGGAUGAAGAAGACUUUAGUCUUCUAUACUGGUCGUGCACCUAAAGGGAAGAGGACCAAUUGGGUUAUGCAUGAGUACCGACCCACCCUCAAGGAACUUGAUGGUACCAAUCCUGGACAGAAUGCGUAUGUCCUUUGUCGAUUAUUUAAGAAACAAGAUGAGAGUCUUGAAGUUUCAAACUGUGAUGAAGUGGAGCAGACUGCUUCAAAUCCUUUGGCUGCUAAGGACUCUCCUGAAGAAAUACAAUCUGAUCCAGCUCUUGUUGCAGUAUCUCCGUCACAGAUUACGGAUGAUGAUAAGCACCUGGCAGUUAUCCCUGAGAUCUCUGAUGAAACAAUAUCCAACAUUAUAACCCCUGUUGAUUGCCAUAGUGACGGAUGUGAUGCUUAUGAUGCACAAAAUCAAAUUGUAGAUCCAGCUGCGGAGGAGGGUCAGCCGUUGAAAUAUGACAUAUAUUAUGACCCAAAGAACGAGCUAUUUGAUGGCAAAUUAUUUUCCCCAGAACUUGUGCACAUUCCACCAGAAUUUAAUUUUCAAGCAAACGAUGAGUCAGAUGGUCGUUGGGGGCUUCAAUAUGGCACAAAUGAUUUACAUUUUUCGGACGUUUUUGAUUCAUUUUUUAAUUGGGAUGAACUCUCCAAUGCGGAGUCUGGCAGCCAACAGCAGAGCUCUCCCUUGUUUAAUGUUAAGGACAAUGGAUCAGGCAGUGAUUCAGAUGUGGAAGUAGUCAAUAAGACAUGUAAGCAAGAUGCUUAUCCUGAGGAGGCAAGUGACAGAAAGAUUCCUUUGGUGCCAACUCCAGAAUUUUGCAAAACCAUAGGCAAAACCUUUGACUGUAGUGGGGGUGAGAAGAAUAGCAAUGUUGGAUUAUUUCAAAACAAUUCCCAGAUGGCUUCCUCGUUUGAUGUUAGUAUGGAUCAAGUGUACAAUGUAUUCAAUGCUUAUGAGCAACCAAGAAACUAUAAUCCAGUUGCUAGUGAUGAUACUGGAAUCAAAAGAAGGAGUCGGCAGGUACGAAAUGAACAGCCAAACAUAAACAUCAUGGCGCAAGGUACUGCACAAAGGAGAAUUCGUUUGUUAAGGAUGACGGAUAACUCGAAUGAGACGGUGGCAGUGGAGAAGGAAGCUUCAGAAAAUCAUGGUGAUGAUGAAAGUGCGAUUGUUGCUGAUAAUGUGAAUGAACUGCACAAGACACCUGAAUCAACCGACAGUAGAAAGAUUUCUCAACAAGUUGCCAAUGCAGGUUCCACCUUGGGGUUAAAAGAGGUUUUAUUGCAAAGAAGGGUGCCUUACAUAUCAAAGGCUUCCUCCAAUCGCACUGUGUGGUCUUCUGUUUUUGUAGUUUCUGCCUUUGUAAUGGUCUUGUUAGCGGUCUUUGCUAACAUAUGGGGAUAUCUUAAAUUUUGAAUUGCUAGGAGAUCAUUCCUUUGUUUGUAAUUUGCCUCCAUAUCUUUUUUGAGCCAGUUAAGGGGAGGCAUGUAGGGUUGACUUUCUUAGAUUUGUUGAUAACUCAGUAUAUAUAUGUCUGUGUGCAUAUGUAGUCGGUGCAUAAUAUGUAUCCUCACCUAGUCUAUCGACUCUGUUACUGUACAUUAAAUUAACAGUUUUAUCGUUUUCAAAUUUUU
Molecule: messenger RNA, 2245 nt
Organism: Gastrolobium bilobum
Lineage: Eukaryota; Viridiplantae; Streptophyta; Magnoliopsida; Fabales; Fabaceae
Product: protein NTM1-like 9
Exons: 6
Coding region: 258-2027 (589 amino acids)
Biological process (GO): regulation of DNA-templated transcription
Molecular function (GO): DNA binding
Source: RefSeq, a predicted model, not a curated record